Molecule: messenger RNA, 2957 nt
Organism: Tribolium castaneum (red flour beetle)
Lineage: Eukaryota; Metazoa; Arthropoda; Insecta; Coleoptera; Tenebrionidae
Product: sodium- and chloride-dependent GABA transporter ine
Exons: 9
Coding region: 253-2793 (846 amino acids)
Biological process (GO): sodium ion transmembrane transport
Cellular component (GO): plasma membrane
Source: RefSeq, a predicted model, not a curated record
CCUGAUCAAGCCGUGAUAAGGGACCGAUCUUCCAAAGGCGUCCGUUUCAAAUCUUGAAAACCCAGCUUAUUAAUAAAAUAUCGCGAUAAUAACCGCGAGUGGGAACCCGAGAUUGGCGUUCCACACCGAAUUGUCAGUCUUGCCGCGGCAGCGCUACUCCCAGCAGUUCGCCAGUCGCCUCUCCCAUCCGAGCCAUGAAGUGCGCCCGUCGUAAUGACAGUGUAGGCCCAAAUUGCUCCCAAUCUUCCAAUAAUGGAGCCUAGAGCCGCCGCCGCUCUCCAGUUCAACGCGAGCCGAGGCCACAAAAUGGACGCCGUCCCGAAGCGCCUCAAGCCGGAGCCCGAGGAGGCCGAAGCGGGCCCGCGGGCGCCGUCGCCGAGCUUCCGGCGCGAGAACAGCACCAGGUCCCUGCGGUCGGCCUACGUCGGCGACGCCAAGACCAGCAGCGAGUCCGGCAGCCACCUCUCGAAGCCGCUCUCCGACGCGGCCUCGGUGCGCUCCUGGGCCUCCGUGGGGAUGGGCUCCACCGACGGCAGGAAGAUGAUCGUGCGGAGGGUGCCCACGUCGCCCGUUGAACUCUUCAACAUCGUCAAUCCGCCGACGCCCCCCGAAGAAUAUUUAUACGACGGCGAGAGUGACGACGGCAGUGGCGAUGACGAAGACAGCGUCUAUAUUAAACCACGAAGACAAACAUGGUCCAACAAGCUCCAAUUCGUCCUGGCCUGUGUGGGCUACAGCGUCGGCCUAGGAUCGGUCUGGAGGUUUCCGUAUUUAUGUUACAAAAGUGGUGGAGGAGUGUUUCUCAUCCCUUACGCGAUCAUAAUGAUAGUCUGCGGCGUCCCCAUGCUGUACAUGGAGUUGAGCGUGGGCCAGUACACCGGCCGCGGCCCCAUCGGCGCCCUGGGCCACCUGUGCCCCCUUCUGAAAGGAACCGGUCUAGGUAGCGUAGUCAUCUCAUUUCUCAUGUCAACCUACUACAGUGUGAUAAUAGCGUACGGAAUUUACUAUUUCUUCACUUCGUUCAAAGCGAAACAGCCGUGGGAGGACUGCUCCCACCGCUGGAACACGGACGAGUGCUGGGUCCCCGGCAAGUCCUCCCCCAGCAUCGCCAAGCCCAACGACAGCCAGACCCCCGCCGAGCAGUUCUACGACAAAAAGGUCCUCCAGAUCGGCGACGGCAUCGAGGACUUCGACAGCCUGCGCUGGGAGCUGGUCGCCUGCCUGCUGUGCGCCUGGGUGAUGGUCUAUUUCGCGAUCUGGAAGAGUAUUAAGUCCUCGGCCAAAGUGCGGUAUUUCACCGCCACGUUGCCCUUCCUGCUCAUCAUUGUCUUCCUCGCCAAGAGUCUGACGCUGGAGGGGGCCGACAAAGGCAUGCGCUAUUUUUUCAAGCCCAAGUUCCAGCUGCUCCUAGAUGCCAAAGUGUGGGUCAAUGCCGCCGCCCAGACCUUCAAUUCCAUGGGCAUCGCCUUUGGUUCGAUGAUCUCGUUCGCCAGCUACAGCAAAUACAACAACAACAUCCUGCACGACACUCUGGCCGUGUCGUUUGUCAAUGCCAUAACGAGCCUUUUGGUUGGGAUUUUCGCGUUCGCGACCAUCGGGAACAUCGCCUCCGAGCAGGGAACGUCGAUCGAAGCCGUCAUCGAUGAUGGUCCCGGCUUGAUUUUCGUGGUGUACCCCCAGGCCAUGGCCAAAAUGCCGGCAGCGCAGCUCUGGGCCGUCCUCUUCUUCUUCAUGCUGAUUUGCCUGGCUCUGAACAGCCAAUUUGCGAUUGUUGAAGUCGUGGUGACUUCCAUUCAGGACGGCUUCCCGGCGUGGAUCAAGAAGCACCUGAUGUGCCACGAGGUCCUGGUGCUGAUCAUCUGCGUUGUCUCGCUCAUCUGCGGACUGCCGAACGUCACGCAGGGCGGAAUUUACUUCUUCCAGUUGAUAGACCACUACGCCGCGUCGAUUUCCAUAAUGUAUCUCGCGUUCUUCGAAGUGAUUGCAAUUGCGUGGUUUUACGGCGUGACGAGAUUGAGCAAGAACGUGAAGACAAUGACUGGCCGCCAGCCAAGUCUCUAUUUCAAAUUCUGUUGGCUGAUCGCAACCCCGCUUAUGAUUUUCUCCGUCUGGGUCUUCUGCAUGAUCGACUACGAGUCACCGACUUACAACAACGGGGAAUACCACUACCCGAUUUGGGCCAUUGUGAUCGGCUGGAUCAUCUCGGCUUUGUCAAUUCUAUGCAUUCCGAUUUACAUGGUGUACGUGUUUAUGAAAUCUCCCGGCAAUACGUUCAUGGAGAAAUUGAAAAGUAGUUUGAAGUCGGACCUCCUCGACAAGUGCCCCAAGUGCGAGGAAUUCGACUGCGAAUGCGUGGUGAAAGAGGGCGAGAUCGAGCCGAUGUUGGUGAUGCACAAGCCGGAUUCGAAAGACUCCAACUCCACGAGCGUGCCCUUCUACAUUCCCCUAAGCCGCGUCCCCACGGUCCAUAAAUUCGAUUUGGAGAAAGUGGCCGUGCAAAGGCCCCUCUUUUUGAACAUCGAUAAAGUCCAGCGCCACAAACUGGACAAUUCGAAGGAAGACGUCCUCAAAAAUAGUGUUCAAAACGGGACGAUACCCGAAGAAGACAGGUUGCAGGCCGAUGAUCUAGCGUCCGAUAGUACAAAUACCGAAGUUCAGCAAGAAAAAGAUUACUCGUCUCAUUCAAACAUACACCUUGUGGCGGCUGAUGCAGCGAAUCAGUUGAAAACGUGUGAGAAGGGAGAUGGGGAAGUGCAAGCGAAUGGAGGUGAAUGUGAUGGCGCCAAAGAGUAGUGGUUUCGCGUGACCAAUUAACAUUCCCUUAAUUAAGCUCAUGAUUAGUCUAGUUGUAAAUUCAUUAUAAAUGAAACAAUUGUGAUAUAGGUAGAGUUUUAACUUAAAUUGGACCUAAAUACGUAAUGUAUCAAAUUUCAAACAAUAAAUCAGCAAUCACGAGA